AUGGUCAACGAAAUGAAAAAMCCCGCGGUCGUCGGCMCCUGCCACUGCGGCAAAAUCAAAUACCAAAGCAGCAACGCCGCUUACCAAAUGACGUUCUGCUACUGCACAACCUGUCGUUCCCUCCACGGCGCACCAUUCGCUCCUUUUGUGAAUGUCAGGCGUGAGGAAUUACAAUGGUUUAGACGAUCCCCAUCGUCAACAAAAGAAGGGGACGACGAGUGGAGGAAACUCGGCCACUGGGAUGAAUCACCGGCAUUACAAAAGUUGCAACUCAGCAAGGUAGCAACAAGAACGUUCUGCGGAUCGUGUCAUUCACCUCUGACAAUGGUUUAUAACGCUGUGCCUGAUGAGGUGGGAUUGGUUGCCACGACGAUCGAUGAGAAAUUGUCAACGGCGCCUGUGCCGAAGGUUGAGCAGCAUAUUUAUGUAAAGCAGAAGCCGGGGUGGUAUGAUAUUCCUGUUCAAGAGGGGGUGAAGGUGUAUGAUGGACCUACAGAUUCAUUGAGGAAGUGGCUUGAAGAUGCUGAGAAGUAG
Talaromyces amestolkiae is the source of this 534-nucleotide messenger RNA. RefSeq lists its product as uncharacterized. Bases 1 to 534 code for a protein of 177 amino acids. The record is from RefSeq and is a predicted model, not a curated record. The transcript has a single exon. Gene Ontology annotation, molecular function: carbon-sulfur lyase activity. NCBI's taxonomy places the organism in Eukaryota, Fungi, Ascomycota, Eurotiomycetes, Eurotiales, Trichocomaceae.